AUUAGGGCAUUUUUUGACAUUGUCAGAUCCCGUCUUUUUUAUAAGGAACUCGGUUUAAUUCGGGAAAUCCCCGUGAAUACAUGAGCUUGCCUGAUUUUUGCGAUCACAAUGAGUCGCGAAGUGCUAUCCCCUCCUGUCCAAACGAUGAGCCAAAAUCGACGCUAUAGGGUUAACGUGGUGCACGAAGAUUUCGGCGGUGCAAAGUGGAACGGCCAAAAUAAACGAGCUAAAGGAGAAAACAAGGCCUACCAGGAAACAGAUCUUUAUGCCGACGACGACGACGAGGAGGAUCCAGCUGCUACUCGAAUUGAGGAGACGCCAAAUGGCGAUUUUAAGCUUGCUCUUCAUGUUCCGAAAUCAUUCUAUGGGGGACUAAUUGGCAUGAAAGGCUCUACGAAGCGUCGCAUCGAGGAAGAGACCAGGACCGAGAUCUACGUUCCACGUCAAAACGAGAGAUCCAAUGACGUCGUUAUCAAAGCCAAACAACGCAGCCAGGUGUGCGCUGCACUGCGUCAAAUCCGCCACUUACUUGCCUCCCUGCGCAAGAAGAUGAAGCCCACCCACUUUUUGGCCGUAGCUCUAAACACCGGUGAAGUCCAGCAGCGUUUUGUGGAGUUGAAGAGAAACAUUUUGGAGGCUCAGUUGCCGGGAAUCGAUGAGGAGCUAUUUAUCUCUGAGCGCUGCAUCCACCUUACCCUAGGUGUGUAUGUGCUCCUGGACGACGACGAGCGUCAAAGGGCCCUCAAUGAGCUGGAGGCCUGUCGUCAGUUUCUGGCUGACCUAAAAACUCCAUUUGACAUGAAAGUCAACGGCCUGGAGAUUAUGAACGACGAUCCCAGCUCCACUCGCGUUCUAUACGGUCGUAUUGAGUCUUCGGACUUGCAGAAGUUCGCGGAUAAGUGUCUGGCCCACUUCCAGACCACCGGCCUGUGCGCCACAGACAAUAAUGACCGCGAGUCUAUCAAGCUCCACAUGACAGUGAUGAACAACCGUUACCGCAAGGAGGCAAUGAAGUCCGGGAACAGCUUUGAUGCCCGCGAGAUCCUGAAGCGCUUUGGGGACUUUGACUUCGGUUCAGCGGAAUGCCAGGACGUGCACCUCUGCGUCUUGAAAUCGCGUGGGGAGGACGAAUUUUACAAGAUCUCGGGCAGCUUGAAGUUCUAAAAAACGUUUCUCUCUCAUUCCGUAUAAUUAAAGUUUGAACAAAGAAACGUGAAAAACCAAACAUUAGGAAUUACACAUUGCUUUAUAAAUAAAUGCUAUCACCAAUAAAUACACAUAUACGAUUUA
This is a messenger RNA of Drosophila rhopaloa, 1290 nucleotides long. Its product is annotated as activating signal cointegrator 1 complex subunit 1. Gene Ontology annotation, molecular function: RNA binding. The transcript has 4 exons. Lineage: Eukaryota; Metazoa; Arthropoda; Insecta; Diptera; Drosophilidae. The coding region runs from base 109 to 1164 and encodes 351 amino acids. Gene Ontology annotation, cellular component: nucleus. Gene Ontology annotation, biological process: DNA alkylation repair; regulation of DNA-templated transcription. The record is from RefSeq and is a predicted model, not a curated record.